Diversispora eburnea is the source of this 645-nucleotide messenger RNA. Lineage: Eukaryota; Fungi; Glomeromycota; Glomeromycetes; Diversisporales; Diversisporaceae. The record is from the annotation of a GenBank genome assembly.
AUGGAUCCCGCUGACCGUCCAGAAGUGAUAAUUGACUCUUUGCCCUACAUUGAUCGAGAAAUUGAUUAUGGAGGUGUACGAGCAAAGGUCGAUAAACUUGUUGAACAAGAAAUGAGAAAGCGACCUACGGGGUCAAAACGUAAACCAAUUAUUGAGAUGGACACAAAUCGAUAUAAAUUACCAGAUCCAGAAGAUAAAACAGAUCUAGAAUCAUGGAAGAAAGCGGUGGAUAACUCGAAAUCUCAAUUAAACCAUCAAAAUUUAAGAUCAUAUAAUUUGGAAUUACUUCAAAAAUAUGGUGCGAACGCGUGGAGAGUUCAUAAUUUUCAGUUAGAACAUGAAUUGCAACAAUAUCAAAAAACUCUAGAAGAAUAUAAACAAAAUAUAUUAGAGCUUAAUAAACAGAGAAAAUCAGAACAGCUUCAAGCAGGAAAUCAAAUUGAAAAUUUGGAACUUAAAUGGACAGAAAUGAUUGGAAAAACUCUUCAAGUAGAAGUAGCUUGUGCAUCAUUGGAAACUGAGAUACAACAAUUAAAACAAUAUGAACAACAAUUAAUUACACAAUCAGAAGAAUCUUUAUGUUUAUCAAAAUCAAAAAAGGAUUCUGGAAUUGGAUUUGCGGAUGGUUCGUCUUCAGGAUCAUGA